Ramularia collo-cygni is the source of this 1638-nucleotide messenger RNA. Its product is annotated as related to MCH1 Monocarboxylate Permease Homologue, not transporting monocarboxylate. The record is from RefSeq and is a predicted model, not a curated record. Gene Ontology annotation, molecular function: transmembrane transporter activity. Lineage: Eukaryota; Fungi; Ascomycota; Dothideomycetes; Mycosphaerellales; Mycosphaerellaceae. The transcript has a single exon. Gene Ontology annotation, biological process: transmembrane transport. The coding region runs from base 1 to 1638 and encodes 545 amino acids. Gene Ontology annotation, cellular component: membrane.
AUGAAGCGGGAGGUGGUUCGGUAUGGGUCAUUCGCGUGGGCACUGGUCAAUACACUCGGAGCGGGAUCAAUCACGGCCUACUCCUUAUACGCCCCGCUCUUUCAGCGACGUCUGCACUACAGCCAGUUGCAGGUUAAUGGCGUCUCGAUCACGGCCGAGCUGGCCAUGUAUCUUCCCGUUCCGCUAUGGGGAAUGAUGUGCGAUCGUUAUGGACCUGGGAUACCUUCCCUCCUCGCCGGCGUGUUCUUCGGGCUGGGAUAUCUGAUCGCUGCGUUUGCCUACCAAAGUGGCCCUCCUCCGUCGUUUGGAGGAGRUGGAUGGCCGUACUGGGUCAUGGUCAUAGCCUUUGUUUUCAUUGGAUCCGGAACUAGUUGCAUGUACCUCUCGGCGGUAACGACAUGUGCGAAGAACUUCGGACGCGGGAAGUACAAAGGUAUUGCUCUGGCCAUUCCCAUUGCGUGCUUUGGUCUGAGUGGCAUGUGGCAAUCUCAAGUCGGCAGCCAGCUUCUCUAUGAGCCUCUUCCGAAUGGCGGAAAAGGAGACGUUGACGUUUAUCGUUUCUUCUUAUUUCUGGGCAUUUUCCUACUUGUAUCCGGCGUUAUUGGCUUCUUUACCUUGCAGAUCGUGGGAGAGGAAGACCUGAUUGAGGAGGCGAUAGAGGAACUUGAGCAGAGCGGUUUGCUAGAGGACAGCGAGUUCUUCCACCGCGCAUCUCGUGUCCGCGAAGCUCAAAACGGAUAUGGCACACUUCUGGACGACGAUGUUGAUGAGAUUCGACGCAAAGCAGAGGAGCAAAAGGCUCUUCGUCUGGAGGAAGCGCGCAUGAAGACCUGGCUCCUCAACGCCGAAACGCGAAGAUUCCUGUCAGACAAGACGAUGUGGUGGCUAGCAGCUGGCUUCUUUCUCGUCACUGGACCUGGUGAAGCCUUCAUCAACAAUCUCGGCACCAUUAUCGACACUCUCUACCCUCCUAUAACGACUCCAGAAACGCAACAUACGACAGCCGCUACACAUGUUUCGAUAGUGGCUGUUAUGAGCACUCUCGCCCGACUCAUCACCGGUACUUUGACGGAUGUCCUGGCGCCUACGACUUCGCCCCACCAACAUCGGCGUGGGCCAAACUCGCUAGCCAACAGCAUGGUAUCCCUUCCACCUCUACCAGAACCUAAGCGCGGACUAGAAGUAUCCCGCGUCACAUUUCUUAUUUUCUUCUGCAUACUCAUGUCCAUUGGCCAGCUAUUCCUUGCCUCGGGAUUCAUACAAGGUCAUGGCGACCGCUUCUGGCUAGUUUCUGCAUUUAUCGGGGCUGGUUACGGCGCUGCUUUCAGUCUCACGCCUAUCAUUGUCAGUGUGAUAUGGGGAGUCGAGAAUUUUGGAACAAAUUGGGGCAUAUGUGCAAUGGCCCCGGCCGUCGGAGCUACGGUGUGGGGUUUGAUCUACUCUGCGGUCUAUCAAUGGGCAGCAGAUCUGAAAAUUGUGGAGGGUGCGGACAACAGUGCCGAUAAGCUAUGCUACGGCACACGCUGCUAUGCGCCUACGUUUUGGGGCAUGGCCGUAUGUGUUUGGGUGGCAUGCGGAUUGUGGUUUUAUGCUUGGCGAGGACCGGGAGGGUGGGCUCGAAGAGGAGUUGCAGUGUAG